This is a messenger RNA of Aureobasidium pullulans EXF-150, 2218 nucleotides long. Its product is annotated as DUF580-domain-containing protein. Gene Ontology annotation, molecular function: transmembrane transporter activity. The record is from RefSeq and is a predicted model, not a curated record. Gene Ontology annotation, biological process: transmembrane transport. Lineage: Eukaryota; Fungi; Ascomycota; Dothideomycetes; Dothideales; Saccotheciaceae. Gene Ontology annotation, cellular component: plasma membrane. Bases 243 to 1904 code for a protein of 553 amino acids. The transcript has 8 exons.
GCCGGGCGCACGAUAAGCAGUAGUGAGCCGUUCCUGACUGCGACGAUCUCGUCGCUGAUUCGAGACUGGGAUGUUCUUGUGGCUGUUCAUGACGCUGAGUUCCCGAGCUUUGACCCACGACAUUGGGAAGCUAGCAAGGAAUACAAAAACAUUCAGCUUUUGUCGCAAACCUGGUCGGGCGCAUUUCCUACUUUGCGCAUCUCCCAUUACUUUGCCGAUUUUUCGACAAAAUUGCUAUCACCAUGGCUGGCGGUGAAGCGAACAGCUACUACAACCUGCCGGAUGGCGAUCGCCAAAAGGACUAUCCUAUGCAGCCUCCUCAACAGGCAUACAACCAGAACGGUCAACAACACUACCAGCAGCAGGAUUACCAGCAGCAGAACCACCAGCAGCAAAACUACCAGGAACCCUACCAGCAGAAUGGUCAGGGAUAUUCGCAGCCUCCUCCCAACUAUGGUCAGAACUUCAAUCCUCGUCCCGAGAUGAACGGCUACGACAACAAGCCUACCUUCGAACAGGCCUUCAAGAUCGAUAAACCCAAAUGGAACGAUUGGUGGGCUGGUCUUCUCUUUCUGGCUGUCGCCGCUGGCUAUGUUGUCGUUUCUGGAAUUGCCCUUCAAGGCUACGCCGCAACCAAGGGUUUCAAUGGUGGUGGUAUCUACGACAGCAACAACGACUUUGGCCUUGACACCAACACUAUCGUCCUCUUCGCAUUCGUCCUCGCUAUGGCUAUGGUGCUCAGUUACGCCUACAUCUGGUUAGCCCGUGCUUUUACAAAGCAAUUCAUCUGGAUAACCGGUAUCAUCCACAUCAUCGCAGGUUUCGCGACAGCCAUUUACAUGUUGUCGAGAAAGUACUGGUCAGGAGGUAUCGUCUUCCUCCUCUUCGCAAUCUUCACCGUCAUCUGCUUCAUCUCCUGGAUCCCGAGAAUCCCUUUCAGCGUUGUUAUGCUGCAAACAAGUAUUGAUGUCUCCAAGAAGUUCGGACACGUUUACAUUGUAUCUCUCGUCGGCGGCAUUCUUGCAACUGCGUUGGGUGCCUGGUUCUCGGUUACCUUCGUCGCCGUGUAUGUGAAAUACGAGCCAGGCGCAAAUCCAGCCUGUUCUACCGGCGCUGGUGGCUGUUCAAGUGCCAAAGUCAUUGGUCUUCUCGUCUUCAUCACGUUCGCCAUGUAUUGGAUCUCCGAGUUCCUCAAGAACAUGAUCCAUGUCAUCAUCUCUGGAGUUUACGGCUCGUGGUACUUCUGCUCUCACAACCCUCCCAAGAACAUCACCCGAGGAGCUGCCCGUCGCUCCCUGACCUACAGUUUCGGUAGUAUUAGUCUUGGAAGUUUGGUCGUUGCAAUUAUCAACAUGCUCAGACAGGCAUGCAGUAUCGCACGCCAGCAAGAAGCAAAUUCUGGAAACUUCGCUGCGGAAAUUGCGCUCUGUGUUCUUCAGUGUUUGAUCGGAAUCUUGGACUGGGCUGUCCAGUUCAUUAACAGAUACGCUUUCAGCUAUAUCGCACUAUACGGAAAGGCCUAUGUCCCCGCUGCCAAGGCCACUUGGACUCUAAUCAAAGACCGCGGAAUCGAUGCAUUGGUCAACGAGUGUUUAAUUGGUCCCGUCCUGACUCAGGGCGCUACUGCCAUCGCUUACCUGUGCGCCCUUUUGGCCUACCUGUACCUGAUCUUCACCUCGCCCGCGUACAACAGCAACGGCGAGUACACGCCCGUUGUCGUUGCGUUCGCGUUCUUGAUUGGCCUACAAAUCGCCAAUAUCUUCACAACCCCGCUUAGCAGUGGUAUCGAUACCAUCUUCGUUGCCGCGGCCUUCGACCCAGAGGUCAUGAUCAAAGAGCACCCGGAUCUCUACGCCAGGAUGGUGUCGACAUAUCCUCAUGUUCAACAAGCCAUCCAUGCCUAACAACCUGAUCGCAACAAUUCGCCGAUUCAGACAGUCUUGGCCGCGGACCUUUGACUACAGUCACGAAAAACCCGUCGUCUGUUGUUGGGGAAAACCACGCGCUCCCCUGUCAAUUCGCGUAUAGUUGCGUCAGAUAGGGCUCAGCUGUUAGGCUCGGGCCUCGGGUUUACGGAUAAUCAGGAACAUGCCAUCGGGAUCGGAGGGAGAACGGAGAAAACAGAGAUACCCAAACCACGGAACGUCUUGAUAACACAGUCUAAUAGUUCUUUCACAGCAGCAGCAUAAUACGUAAUAAUAGAUCACACUCCUUCGCA